This is a messenger RNA of Linum tenue, 2854 nucleotides long. The record is from the annotation of a GenBank genome assembly. NCBI's taxonomy places the organism in Eukaryota, Viridiplantae, Streptophyta, Magnoliopsida, Malpighiales, Linaceae.
UCUCAAACCGGAGGGUCGAGCGAGCAAACGAAAAUAUGCUUUUUUUCGCUUCUUCUUCUUUUCUUUUCUUCCUCUGCCACUUGAGCGCCAGCACUGUGAACUCGGGAACGGUCGGCGUUUGUUUCAGUCGCAGAACCACUUUCCGCUGGCUCACUGCCUUCCCUCCCGCCUCUCCAUUGAUCUCCGAGACUGUUCUCUCUCCGUCUCUCUCUGUGUGUGAACGGAGACUGCAAUGAGAUUACUCUUAGCUCCGGCUCUCUUCUUCUGUGCUCUCCUCGUCUGCUUUCCGGCCGCUGAAUCAGCCAAUGGAGAUUCCAACUCCACCGCGGAGGUAAAUGCAACCCUGGAUUCCAACUCCACGAAACUCAGAUCCAGGGAGGACACCUUCGCCUUCAUGAUCGAUCGCGCACUGGAGAAGGAGUUCAAUGAGACGGACCAGGGAGAAGCCACUGAUCCCGGCAGCUUCAAUAACAGUGUUGCUGGACAGCAGGCAGUUUUGGAGACUGUUGCCAGGGUCACAACCAAGAAGAAUGAAUCCAAGGAAGAGAAGUCCUUUCAGUUUCAUAGUGUUUUCAAUUUUGACAAUGAUAACCGAGGGGAAGAUGCUCCAAGAUUGAUUGAUAAAAAGGACAAUGUCUUUAUAAUAUCAAAUCCGAAGUCCAAAUAUCCUGUGCUACAACUUGACUUAACUUUGAUAUCAGAUCUAGUGGUUGUCAUCGUUUCUGCUGCUUGUGGUGGAAUAGCAUUUGCUUGUGCUGGACAACCGGUAUUUACAGGAUACCUGCUAGCAGGAUCUGUAAUUGGGCCAGGGGGCUUCAGCUUUGUCAGUGAAAUGGUACAGGUGGAGACAGUGGCACAAUUUGGUGUUAUUUUCCUCCUGUUUGCACUGGGUCUGGAGUUCUCCGUCACCAAGCUUCGAGUUGUCCGAGCAGUUGCUGUUGUUGGAGGCCUUCUCCAGAUUUCGCUCUUUAUGUGCCUUUGUGGAUUGAUAGCCUCGUUCUGUGGAGGUAAGCCUUCAGAGGGAGUAUUUGUUGGUGCAUUUCUCUCAAUGUCUUCGACUGCUGUGGUUUUGAAAUUUCUGAUGGAAAGAAAUAGCAUAAAUACCCUGUACGGUCAGGUCACUGUCGGUACCCUCAUUCUGCAGGACUGUGCUGUUGGCCUGCUGUUUGCUUUACUUCCUGUCCUUGGUGGUACAUCUGGCGUUCUUCAGGGUGUGAUAUCCAUGUCUAAAUUGUUAGUGUUGCUACUUGCAUUUUUGGCCGCUUUAACAAUUCUAUCUCGUACCUGUGUACCAUGGUUCCUAAAGCUUAUGAUCAGCUUAUCAUCACAGACUAAUGAACUCUACCAGUUGGCAUCAGUGGCAUUCUGUCUGCUUGUCGCCUGGUGUAGUGACAAGUUGGGCCUAAGCCUUGAACUGGGAUCCUUUGCUGCCGGUGUGAUGAUAUCCACGACUGAUCUUGCCCAACAUACACUCGAGCAAGUGGAACCAGUUCGCAACUUAUUUGCCGCUCUCUUUUUAGCUAGCAUUGGGAUGUUAAUACAUGUCCAAUUCCUGUGGAAUCACGUUGAUAUAUUACUUGCUUCCGUACUGUUGGUCAUUGUUGUAAAAACUAUCAUUACUGCAUCUGUAGUCAAAGGAUUCAGAUACAACAACAAAACUGCACUCCUUGUUGGGAUGACCCUCGCACAAAUUGGGGAAUUUUCCUUUGUUCUUCUAAGUCGUGCUUCUAAUCUUCAUCUGAUUGAGGGUAAAUUGUAUCUACUGCUGCUCGGAACGACAGCCCUCAGUCUGGUGACGACCCCAUUUCUUUUCAAGUUAAUUCCUGCUGUGGUACACCUUGGAGUGCUGUUGCGGUGGUUCCUUCCAGACAGCGCCCACGAGAUUGGGUAUAAAGGAGAUAGCUUUCUGUCAGACAGCGCCAAGCGCAUAACUGUGAUGGUCCACGGCAAUCACCAUUCAUGAUUGAUGAUGAUGAUGUUAUAGUAUAAGAUUCCACAUUUGCUAGGAAAAGCCAAAAAUUACCUACCUGAUGGGCUUCCUUGUUAUACUCUCUGGGGGGCAGGUGCUUAAAGAAGGCAAAGGAGGUUGAGUUUCACUGACUGUAACAGUCUAAGGCCAACUGUUCUCUAUUAUCCCCCACACCCCAAAAGUGCAAUUGUAUAAAGUAAAAGUGCUCCCUUCCCCUCUUCUUCUCGAUGUAGCUUACACAGUCAGUCUCCCUCCCCUUCCCUGACCAGCAGCAGAAUGUUGGAUGGUAAAACUCGGCGAAAUCGCGGCGACCCGGUCACAAUGUAUGCGGCUGAUGGACCAACAACACACCACACUGCCACGCCUCUCCCCACUACUUUGUAACAUGUAGUUUCUAAGCUGUAGAGUGAUUGAUAAUGUUUGUUUUUUUUUUUUUUUCUUUUAUUGGAUCUGUGUUCUUUCCCCCCUCAUCCUAUUGUCAAUGUUUUCAUGUCCAUUUUUGUUCAUCUUAAGUUUUAGGGUUUAGCAACAAGUAAUCCACUUUCGAAAUCCAAGUAUGGAAGUUUUAGGAAGAUCAACUAUUCAGGAUGCCCCUCUACAAAAAGGAUCAGGAAUCGAGCUGGCCAUUUGGUUUUUUGUUCUCCAUUUUCUCCCCCAAUCUUUUGUAUUUAGGGCAACAUGUCACAUGUGUAAGCUCUCUCUCGAUUCAUAAGUUGAUUCUUCCUUUUUUUGCUCUUUCUUUGUGCUUUGGCUUAGGGGAAAGUAGAGUGCACUAUAUGGCUGCAAUAUGUGAAAAGAUUUCUGCAUUACUCGGCAGACUCAUGACAGUGGUCGAUUCGGACUUAUAAUUUUGCGUGUUUUAUCACGGGGUUUUCUCAAAAUGAG